CAGUUCGAAAGGGAUUCGAGAAAGGACGCCGACAGGACAGCCAAUCUGGACUUUGACGCCCGCGUCCCCAUCCCCUUCAGUGUCUUCCCGUCGUCGUACCGGAGUGACGCUGUUCCUGAAGCUACUCUCGCGGCCACAGCCAGAGUAGAGGAAGAAGUCAAUCUCGAUCGCACUUCGCACGUCGAACGGGAAGAUACUCGAACCUCUGCUCCUCUUCCCGACCCGCGUGUCUACGGAAAGGAAGAAAUCGACCUUCACUUCGUUGAGCGCGAUCAGCACUCUUCGCGCCCCAACGACGUCAGUGUCCACUUUGACGAGCGAGUCACUACUACCACUAGUACUGCUCCUCCGCCCCGGUAUCCUGAGGUUGAUCUAACACGCGAACGCUAUCGUGAACCGUCGGUCCGUUUCCAAGACCGUCAACCCACGUACGAUCAAGCUCUUCAGACUCAGCUCGAUAUCACUGAGCGUGAGUACCGUCGUCGGGUCAACAACCCUACCUACGACGUCAACCCCGCCUACAACCGGUCUACCCAGGCUCCUGUUGUAGACUCCUACGCUCCAGGCCCCCGCCAGCCGACCAGGGACGUAUCGUACGACCGCACUGUCCAAUCAGAGAUCGACGUCUCUUACGACCGUGCGUACCAGUCCAAGCCCGUCGACAGCUACCAACGGGACCCCAACAGCCGCCGUCAACAAAGCGUUGAGCCGGUUCCCCAAGCUCCUGCUUCAGCCAACGUUAAGGUCUACAAGCCCAAGACUGUUGUGGAUUCCCCUCCUUCUCGCAAGAUGGGCUACUACGACGACGACGGUAACUAUCACUCCUUCCGUCGUGGUGUGGAGCGCGUUGCCGACCGCAUCAUGCACCCCACCUCCUCCCACCACCACCAUGGUCACAAAGACCACGAGGAACUAGUCGUCGCUGACGAACGCGGGCCAGUUCGAUUCCGUGAAGGCGUCCGUGAGGAUGUCCGCAUUGUGGAGCCCCGCGCCGGCAACUCUUCCGCCACCGCCGAGACCGUGCCGAUUCCCGUCCACUUCAUCCGCAUCGGCGACAUCCUGAUCCUCCAGGGUCGUCCCUGCCAGGUGAUCCGCAUCUCCGUCUCCCCCCAGACCGGCCAGCACCGCUACCUGGGUGUCGACCUCUUCACCCGGGAGCUCCAGGAGGAGUCCAGCUUCGUCUCCAACCCCUCGCCCUCGGUGGUCGUCCAGACCAUGCUUGGUCCCGUCUACAAGACCUACCGCAUCCUGGACCUCCGUGAUGACGGCCGCCUGGUCGCCAUGACUGAGACCGGUGAUGUCAAGCAGGGCCUGCCCGUCGUUCCCCAGGGUCACUUGUUCCGCCGCAUCCGUGAGGCGUUCGAGGAUGGCCGUGGCAGCGUUCGUGCCCUUGUCAUCAACGACGGUGGCCGCGAGUUGGUCGUUGACUACAAGGUGGUCCACGCUUCCCGCUUGUAA
Molecule: messenger RNA, 1458 nt
Organism: Aspergillus aculeatus ATCC 16872
Lineage: Eukaryota; Fungi; Ascomycota; Eurotiomycetes; Eurotiales; Aspergillaceae
Gene: hexA
Product: putative Woronin body protein HexA
Exons: 3
Biological process (GO): positive regulation of translational elongation
Molecular function (GO): translation elongation factor activity; ribosome binding; RNA binding
Source: RefSeq, a predicted model, not a curated record